Molecule: messenger RNA, 727 nt
Organism: Ochotona princeps (American pika)
Lineage: Eukaryota; Metazoa; Chordata; Mammalia; Lagomorpha; Ochotonidae
Gene: DNAJC5G
Product: DnaJ heat shock protein family (Hsp40) member C5 gamma
Exons: 4
Coding region: 106-624 (172 amino acids)
Source: RefSeq, a predicted model, not a curated record
UUUUCCCUCCAGUCCUACCGCUGGCAGCUGCUCUUGUCCUGUUGUGGUGUGCUUGCUUAUCUUGUGGGAGUUUUGCCAUGCGCUUCCUCUCCUCUGGCCCAGAACAUGUCUCAUGUGGACCAGGCGGCCCGCCGGCUGUCCAAGAGAGGCUCCACCCUCUACGCAGUGCUGGAGCUGAAGAAGGGCGCCUCCCCCGAAGAGGUCAAGAGGGCUUACAGAAGACUGGCCUUGCAGUAUCAUCCAGACAAGAACCCAGGAGACCCUCAAGCUGCAGAAAUAUUCAAAGAGAUCAAUACAGCCCAUGCCAUCCUGAGUGACCCAAAGAAGCGGAGAAUCUAUGACCAGCAUGGCUCAUUUGGAGUAUAUCUCUAUGAUCACUACGGAGAGGAAGGUGUCAGAUACUACUACACAGUCAACAGUUGUUGGUUCAAGACGCUGAUCAUCCUCUGUGCCCUGCUCACCUGUUGCUGUUGUUGCUGCUGCUGCUGCUUCUGCUGUGGGGCUCUGAAGCCUCCACCCGAGGACAUCAGCCGCAGGAAACAGCCAGAGAACGUCCAGACUCAGCCUCCGCGGGCAGGAGCCAGAGGUGGUUUUAAAAGAGAUGAAGACUUUGAAGAUAUUUAACAAGUGAUGAAGAAAAAUAAGGUAUGUAAACUGAAAGGAACAUUAAGGAAAUGAAAAAGCAUGUAAACUAACUUCAGGUGAGUUGCCAGUGAAAAGUUUAUAC